ACGUGACAGCGGCGCAAAACACGGAAGUGUUUCUCGUCAGUCCGUGAUGGCGGAGCUACAGGGGAGGGUCUUAGAUCUGUUCGCGGCUCAGGCCACCCGGCCCCGCCGAACCACCGAGGUCGCCGGCAACCUGGGGAUCACCAAGAAGGAGGCGAGCACGGCUCUGUACGCGCUGCAGCGGCAGGGCGCCGUGGAACGCGUGCAGCAGUCCCCGCCGACUUGGCGCCUCUUGCCCAUGGGGCCCCCACAACAACAGCCACCACCGCCGCCACAGCAGCGGUACCCCAUCCAGCAGCAGGCCGGCAACUACGGGGGUUACCCGCCUCCCGCAUCGGCAGGCUACCAGCCACGGCCACAGAGAAACAAGGUGCCACGAGGAGGCAAGGGCAAGGUGGUUCGGCAUCAGGGUCCUUGUGGCCCCGUUGCGCCUCACCCGGCGAUGCCUAAUGGAGGGUACUUCUUCCGUCCGUCAUACGCGCAGGCGACCGGAAAUGGGCCGGCUUUGUGGAUGAAUGGGCAAAAUGGCAGGGACGAGCCAAUGGAAGAAGACGAACAAUUUUCUUCGUCUGACAGCUUAGACGAGGAGCAGGGUCCUGAGAAUGGCUACACGCAGGAGAGGUGGGAUGCGAUCAUCUCCUUCUUGGUGCAGUUCCAGGAGCCGAAGGACCCCACCGAGAUUGCCAACCACCUUGGUCUGGCCAGCCGCAAGCAAGUCAACCCCACCCUGUAUGCUAUGCAAAAACGGGGCCUCUUAGUCAAGGUCUCAGAGACACCCCCACGCUGGGGGCUUGUUCCAGGCGUCACAGCAAUACCCAACCACCUCAACCACCCUGGACCCAACCGAAUGCAGGAGCGUGAACCCGAGUACGAAUACUACGAUGCUCGCAGCGACUUCCAGAACGGAGACAGAAUAGACUCGGUGAGAUACGAGCAACCUAUGUAUUACCCCAACGAGCAGCGCAUGAGUCCAGGCGUGAAGAACGAAAGACAGACGCCCUCACCAAAGUAUCAAAACGGUCCCAUUCCUGGCCCGAGCGCCCCUCCCCCUUCUGUGGCACCCAACUGGCAGGUGAAGUCAGAACCAAUGGACAUCGACCAUAACCAGAAUCUGGCCUCCAUGCCUCAACAGGUUCAGGAAGGCGUGAAUGUCCAGGGAGCAAAUGGGAUGCCACCUUCGCCCCCUGCAGUAUCCCAGGCUGCAAAUCCCGCCCCAUCUUCGUCCCAGUUUGCAGCAGGGUCUCUAGAAGACAGGCUGCUGGCGGCCCUCUCCAGAGCAGACAGCCCAAUCAACUCCAACGAUUUAGCCAAGAUGGUCGGUUUCCGCACGAAGAAGGAAAUCAACCCAACACUCUUUGCUAUGCAACGGAAGGGCCUGGUGAAAAAGGUGAAUGAUGUGCCGCCCCUGUGGCAAGUCGUGGAAGCAGCACGUCUCACCAACCUCCCGCCCUCCCCAGUUUCCAUGGAGGCAGGGGACACGCCCUUGGAAACCUCUGCAGCUACCAACGGCUCUCGAAGUUCUCCGUCUUCCUUCACUGUGGACACCGCGCUGCAGAUGCUGGGAGCCCCGGCACAGCCAAGCGUCCAGCCCGCAGAACGGGAUCUCGCUUUGGAAACCCUCAUCGAGCUUGCAAAACGAGAGAACCAGAAGACGACCUCACUUGACCUUGCAAAGGCCCUGGGCUUCCAGACUAAGAAGGACAUCAACCCCACACUGUACGCACUCCAGAAUAAGGGCUUCGUCGCUAAGAUUAACGACUGUCCACCCUGCUGGACCAUCCUCGCUGCAGGAAAAGCACACAUGUCACAAAGAAGCAUCAUGGAAAACACAGCCAGCGGCGCACCUGCUCCUAAUUUCCAAGACGGACGUUCCAUGAAUGGUACUGGUCAGUUUGCCGUCCCUCCUAGCCCAACCGGGAUCAUCCAGCAAAACUCAGCAUUCCAAGCUAACCCUAACCAGCCAGGACAAGGUGGUGACGCCGCCACUACGCCAGUCGAGCGACAAGCCGCCCCGGUUCUCAACAACGAGACCUUUGCUGCUCUGAACAAGAAUCCCAUCAGCGCUCUGAUGGAGUAUGCACAGUCCCGGCACGUCAAGGCAUCCAUCGAAGUGAUCGCAGAAACUGGACCUCCUCAUAAUCCAAGAUUCACCAUGGCAGCUGUGGUGGGAGGGCGCCAGUUCCCAGCAGUCAUUGCAAAAGCCAAGAAAGACGGGAAGCGGGAGGCGGCGGACGUGGCGCUGCGUACCCUGAUCAGUGAAGGUCACCUUCAGCUGCCACAGAAGCCCCCCACCCCCAAGAACAACGGUUCUUCACAGCCCGCCCCCACUGAGCCAACCCACUUCGACCGCAUCGCGUCGGUCAGCCAUCAGGUCUUCAACAACAUCGUGCUGAACCUUCAGGAGAGUAUCUCCGGACGGAAGGUGCUGGCUGCCAUGGUGAUGCUGCGCGGCGACGAAGACCAAGGGACUGUCAUUAGCAUAGGCACAGGUAAUCGAUGUAUCACAGGGGAGCACCUCAGUCUGGAGGGACAGACUGUUAACGACUCCCACGCAGAAAUCAUUGCAAGGAGGGGCCUGCUCAGAUAUCUGUACCAGCAGCUGCUGACGUACUAUGACGACCCAGAGAACUCCAUCUUCCAGGAGUGUGACGAAGACUCCAAGCAGCACUUCAAGCUUAAACCAGACGUGACCUUUCACCUCUACAUCAGCACGGCGCCCUGCGGCGAUGGCGCGCUGUUCUCGCUGCACGACACGGAACAGGUGUCGGAAGUGGAGGAGCCACUGGAGAUGUCCGACAACAUCCAGCACACGCCCAUCUUCUCCGACCCCGGGAAACAAGGCUUACUCCGGACAAAGAUGGAGCAAGGUGAAGGAACUAUCCCCAUCGACCCCGACACGCCCAUCCAGACCUGGGACGGUGUCCUGCGCGGGGAGCGUCUCCGCACCAUGUCCUGCAGCGACAAGAUCGCCCGCUGGAACGUGGUCGGCCUCCAGGGGGCGCUGCUGUCCCACUUCCUGGAGCCUGUGUACCUGAGCUCUGUCACACUGGGCAUGAUGUACAUCCAUGGCCAUUUGACGCGCGCUGUGUGCUGCCGCUGGGCACGCGGAGAUGUUGAGAUCCAGUCCCUCCUGCCGCCCAACUACAAACUCAACCAUCCACAGGUUGGUCGGGUAAUGACCUUUAGCCCCCCUCGGGAGACCGAGAAGACAAAACCCCUUUCCAUCAACUGGUGCCUGGGGCAGGACAUUGCGGAGGUCAUCGACAGCACCAAGGGCAAAUGUGUGGAGAGGUAUGGCUGCCAUCCUGUAUCCAAGGUUUCCAAAUCCUCCCUCUACGUCCUCUUCCGCACUCUGUGCUCCAAGAUGAAUCGUGACGACCUCCUGACCGCGAAGACCUAUCAUCAGGCCAAGCUGAUGGCCAAGGAGUUUCAGAAGGCCAAGGCUGCUCUCUUCGAAGUCUGCGAAAAGAACGGCUAUGGCAAGUGGAUGCAAAAGCCUCCCGAGGAAGAGAUGUUCCAAAUGGACGAUUCCAAUGACCUGAAGUGAACACCUGCAGUUAAGUUGACCAAUAGGGUGGUGGCUUACAAUAGUGUAUAUACUGGGUCCUUUCAUAGCCUCCUACCUAUAAGCUUUGACUAUGAUAUAAAAAAAAAGUAUGUAUGCGUGACUGUAUAUAUGCAUGUUGGUAUAUCAUAACUAACAACACAAACCAUCAAAUCACCGUAAAUUGCACAAACAUUGUAACCAAGACUUAGAGUAGAGAAAUGGCCUAGUGCGGAAUGAAGCAAUGACUUUGUGCAAUGUCGGCAAAUGGUUUUCGUUAUGGUGCUCAAGAAUUGUAAUAAGAAGAGAAUGAUUUUGGACAAGCUGAUGGGGUCCUGUCUAAAACAGGUGGAUGUUACAAUUACGACAGAUGUGGGGAUGCCUUUGCCAUAGAAAGUAUUCAGGCAAUAACACUAUAUGGGGCAGUAGAACUGUUCCACGAGCUUUGACCUAAGCUGCACCCAGAUAUAGUAUAAUAAACAGCUAUCCUCACAGCUAGGCAUCAGCAUGUCUAAAUCUAGUGUUAUUAGACAAUUUACAGGCCUCUUGUAUUCUUGGAGGUAACAAAGACAUGCCACCAAUGUAAAAGCCAUGUUGAUGUAUUGACGGAAGCUGGUGAGGUGAUUACAUGACACGAAAAAAAACGUUCCAUGUGUGUAUGACGUGCCAGGAAAACGUGACAAUUUUGGACGAGAUCUGGGGAAUUCCUCUACAAUUCCGGUCAAAGUUAUUGAACUACAUAGGAUGCUAAGUUGACUGAUGGCACAAGGAAAGGCAUUAAAACUUAAAGACUUGCCAGUCUGGAGGAAGGAAGAGAUACAAGUGAAGAUAACAGUAACAGUGUAGCUCCCAAAGAACAUUGGAACAAAAGUAACGAAUAAAAGACCUUCCCUUCUGGAAAAGGGAAGAGAGGUAGCAUCUACCUAAACAUGUUUAGAGGUGACUAGAAGAUACAAGUACUUAAAGCUUUCCAAAAAGACCUACUGGAACUUAAGGAAACCUCUCUAGUGUUAGAAGCAGAACAAGCAAGAUGGCUUUCAAGGAAGAUGGGGGUAGGAAGAUCUUGAGACUAAGAGAGAGAGAAAAAGAGUUGAAGACAACCACAAAAACUUGUGGGAAAAUCUUUAUUUUGAUAGCAUAUUUACUGUUUAUCAAUGUGUUUGUGAUGUUCAACCCAUGAUGUAAUGUGAUAGUUUGCCCUGAAGGGGCAAUUUUGUGUGUGUGUUGCGUUACCUGUUACCCCAUCCCUAGCUAAGAUUACCUCUCGUUGUCGUGAAUUGUUGGUUGCACUACUUUCUGGAGACAAAUCAGGCGAACGAGCAGAAAAGGUUGAUCGUAAAAAAUUUUCUUCCAUGGCGAAGAAUAUUCUUAACUUGUUAUGUUCAAGGUCAAAUCUAGGGUUGAAGGUCAUUAUUUCUGCUUCGAGGUAUAGAAUCGCAGUGACGAUGACCUAAUACUGUAGAGUGCUGUGAUGUGACAUUGAUAACUCUUCUGACAGCUAACCAUGUACUCCUGAAAAUACCUAACAUAUACUUAGCUGACAUUGCCUCAGAAUCCUGAAGCCAUUCAGUACUUCUAUAGACUUCUUAUUUCCCAAUAAUGAGACAUCGCUAUUUUGCUAUCCAAAAAGACAAUCUGCUGUGGAAAAGUUAUGUACAUAUACCGUGCUUCUAGCACAACAUGAAAUUGCUAACUAUGGCACUGGUUUCAACAUAAAUGCAUGUAGGUGCACUUGUACAAUUGUUUGUUUGAAAUAACUCAAAUAUGCUGAUUUCAGCCAACAUACUAUAUGCAGUUAGACCUUGCCUUGGUGAUGACUUCUUCCCACAUACAAAAGCACCCCUGUCCCUAGUGCUGAACUUUAUGUAGUUAUUCUCAAGUCCAUAAUUGCAGUUUAGUGUAGACUGUAGCAGCUUUUAUCAACUCAAAUUCAUCUUUAUUCUAGCUUACUCCCUUUAUAUCAUUGCCUUCUAUGCUAUUUCAGAAGAAGAAUCUGUCAAAUUUUACAUAGAUUGUUAUCAAAUUUUCUUACAUAAAAUAAUGUUAUCUUCAAGCAGAUGUCAGGAUGGUAAAUUGUCAUGUUUUCAGACUGCCCCCUUUUUCUCAGACAGAAACAUCGAAUGUCAGAAAAAUGGAGAAGUCACAAAACACGGUUUUCUUACCCAACAUCUGCUUGAAGAUGCCUUUGUUGCAUUUUUGGCAAUUUAGCAGAUAUCAAGUCUAUAUCUAUGUACUUGUUGGUUCCACCCUGAGCUGAGGCAAUGUCAGACUACUGGCCCUGUUUACAGUUGUGGGUGUGUGAUCGUAGUGGGUGUUUCUGUGUAGCCAAAAAAAGUGCAGUCAAUGUCUACUUGCCCGGCGCAAGUACCAAAUGUGAUCUGAACUUGUUUGUGUGUAACAAGCAACUUAAGGAACGCCUGGGCAGACGCCAGAGAAAUUGGUCGACCGACGCCCAGGGCCACCUGCUGCUAGACUCAUCUUCAGGAAAAGGUUAAAGGUCGAUUAGGGAGUGGGAACCAAUCAGAGCACAGCAUUUCCUAAUGCAGAUAUUGAAGCCCAUCUAUUAUAUGCAUGUGAGCAAGAGCUAAGAUUUUGGAGCAAGACUUCACCCCUUCCCCCUCCUCCAAAUGUUAAAGAAAUACUUUGCAUGCAGAUAAAUUAUCAAGACACAAGUUGUUUUGUUGUUUGUUCCAUGAACAAGCUUCUCUCCAUGCAAAAAAAAAUGAAGUAAGCCAUAAUGCAUCAUCAGCUACCUUUUUAACCUCAAUCAUUUUCGAAGCAACAAAACAUCAUAAUAAUAGAGCCUAUCAUUUGAUAAUAGAAACUAUCAUUUGGUUCAAUCUCAUUUCCCAUCACUGGAUGCACUGUUUCUUAUUGUCAUUAUUUUAUUCAUUUUGUACUCUUCAAGUACAAUCCUUUAUCAUUUUCUGCAGAGAUGAUUGAUUUGUUUCAGUAAAAUAUAAAAUUUGAGCAAGGACAACUCAUUUGUUAGGCAACCAUGUCGUGUUGAUGAACAAAACCCAAAAGUUGAGGCAACAUCUCAAUCAAUUUAUCCAUCUCUGCUUCCCACCUACCUCAAAUACAUGAUUGACAGGAGUGAUGGACAGUCUCUGCAGCUGUUUCCAUAGCAAUGGGCUCAACCAUUUGUGGCAUUGGAAGAGGGGGAAGAAAGCCCUGAGACAAAAUUGUGGGUUCUUAGGUUCCUUGACUCCCUGUAUUUUCACCACCUGAAGCCCAGAGUUCCCGAAUGUGUCAAAAACUGUGGUAUGAACAUGAGACUAUCACGACUUUUGAAGUGCCUCAUAAAGCAGAAAUAAUGACCUGCCUAUAUUUUAUAUGAUUUCUUGUAUGAUAUGUAAAUACUGAUCCCGUAGGGUAGAGAUACGAAGACGUAGACGUAGUGUCAGGACUGUAGGAUGAAGUUCAACAUAUCAAGGUAGCAUGCAGACGACAUAUCAAUAUCUUAAUAUGACGUUAGGAAUAAGGAUACUGAUAAGAUAGACUUAAAUAUAUGCAAGCCUAGCCCUUGGGCGUUUUAAUUCAACACCCGUAAUUAGUUCCAAACGAGACUGGUGGAAACAAAGGACAAAUGGAAAAACCAGACGCAAAGUGCCCAUCCUGCUGGGCUGCAUUGGUGCUGUUGCCGGGUGGCGGCUGCUGGGCAAUAGUUGCCAGGUGAUAGUUGCUAGACAACAGUUGCUUCGGUGUAGCUUGUUGGACAUACAGGAAGCAUUAUCAGUUCUAUCAUAUGCAAAGUGCAUUUUGAUUAUUUACAAAUGAUCUUGGAAAAAAAGAAAAAUAUUCUGUUAUUUUGUUGUUAAUGGGUGAGCACACAUUUUAGUUUAUCAAAAUGAAAAUCUUUUAGACAAUAUAGGGUAGGGAAAUAUUUGUUGUAUUUUUGAGUGACACCAGCAUUAAGCAACAAUUUUCAAGCAAUGGCCUGUAUGUAAAAAUAUGUACAUGUACAAAGUUGUUUAAACCAGUUUUGAAACAAAACAUUUUUAGUCUUUUAGAUACUCAUGAAUACAUGCAUGAGUCUACCUCUAAAUCAAAUGUAGCAGGCUUGCUACUGUUCAUUUUGCAAAUGAUAAAACUGAUAAGACAUAAAAAGCAACUUUGUGAUUCAGCAAAAUUUUCAACCUGUUCCUAUACUGUUCAAAUUGUCAACUCAUGGACAAGGGCUGUGCAAAAGAGCCACCUGGCAGUUCCAUUGUAGACUGCACCUCGAACCCAGUCAGGUUUCCACCAUGUACGUGUUACCAGUAGAGCCUCUACGGUAUAUGGGUUGUUGAAUUAAAGUGCCUCAUGAUAUACAAAUAAUUAAAAUGCCUUCAUGUUAGAUAAGAUAAGGAGUCAUGUAGAACAAAAUAACAGGAUAAGGACAACUUCUCACUUUAAGAUAUUGUAUAAGGAGUAAGAUAUCACCAAGUAGGAACUGCGCACUCAUAUUAAGUGAUAGAAACCUAGCACACUUGAGAAUUAGGAACGCCACAAAGACGAGGUUUGGUCUGUACACCACAAGGGCUUGUGGUUUCGUCUAACUUUGGCUGACACUCCCUGGCAUGAUGUUGCUUGCUUGAACUAAUUGAGUGACAUUUCCAAGACACAAGUGUCCAUACAAAACUUCUUGCAACAAAAGUAAUCAAUGAAUUUCAGAGAAAUUAUGUUCAUGAAGACAAUAAACUCCUAGGAGAGAAGUGACAACAUUUUGUAAUGACUAUAUGGGGAAGAAUUGCAUAAAAUCUGGACCUAGCAAUAAGAUGCUGUUGCCAGGUGAAGCCAAAGUUAGAAUGAAGACAGCAAAUACUCUCAGCACCCUUUGUCAUAUAGUCCAGGAAAUACUGUAUACACCUUAUAUAUCGUAAGGAUACUUCUCACAAUAGAAGCAGCCAGACGUAUAUAAAACAAUAUACUCUGUGAAACAGGAAGCAAUGUUACCAGAAACUCAUGUGUGGAAGUGCUGCUGGCUGAGAACCUGUCCUUUUGAACAAUCUGUGAAAACAUCUUGAAAUCACCUGAAGACAUAGAUACAUUGUAUCUUGUUUUUGGCGAUGCCUCAGGGCUGGAGGUUUUUUCUCUCCUAGCUUUUCAAGCUUCUGCCCUGAUGACGUGAACUUCAGGUGUUUCAUUGAGGUUCAAGUGAUAAGACAGUUCUUUUCUCAAGUCAGCAUGCACUAAGACACUUUGCAAGAUGGCCAGAGCUUCUUAAACCCCCUCUACAUCAAUUAUUAAAGAAAAACUGUUAAAAGGUCAAAAUUCCCCAUCUGAAAGGUUUUUAGAAGGUUAUGACUUUGUUUAACGUAAAGUAGCAACAAAUUGUCUUAGUCAAGGUACAAAAUGUUGCUGAUGGGUGGUGGAUGGAAAUAUUGAUUCAUACUCAAUCUGGUGUAGCAUGCCAGAACAUACCCCUGGUCAGAAUGUACUCGGGUAUAUUCUGUCAGGGGGGGUGUUUUGGCCUGCUACACUGGAAACACAGAAUAAUUUUUUCAGUCAUUUCUAAACCCUUCUAAUUGACAUUUACGGGGUUUACUCAGCUCCAAUGGGCUUGUAGCCAUCUACGGUACAAAGCAGACAUCCCAAACUGGAUAACAGACAACGUGCAAUACGUACUAACAUGCCAAACGAUAACGUGUGUAUAGAGGCAUGGCACCUGCUACCUUGAUCCUGACUAGCUACUCUAUGUACAUAGCUUACAUAAUAAACUAGUCAUGUAUAACCUAGAUAAGGCGUCCGUACUUACAACUCGAGCUCUAACAACAGUAGAUAUGUUGCAUUUGCAUUUCUGAUUUCUAAUGGUUCGACAUUCCAGUUAGUUGUGUUACAGUUGAGGUAAUAGGACAAUGAUUUGGUUGAAGAUUUAAAUCUUGUGGACAAGAAUUGUUGCAUAGUUAGAAGAUGAUUUGAUUUUAAUCUUAGUGUUUUUAGUGCGUUUAUUCAGUGAAUCUGUGAAUCUAUGAUUGGUUAAAGAGAAGCAUACAACAGUCUCUGCUGUGACUGAAAAUAACAAUUGUGUACUAACUAAGCUAUGAGUGUAUUUCUCAUGUAGAGUUUGAAACCUGACUAGGUAAGAAAUGCCAAGGCAUUCCAGUACUUCAGAAUCACCUUUUUUCAGGUUAUUGCUUGCCAAUCUCAAGACAAUCUUGCAAACAGGUUUAAUGUUAUAUGUAAAACUUCUUGUUAUUGGACAUAUGAUUGAUGAUAGUCCAGAUUUUACUUAGACAAUUAUACAUCAUAUUUGUGAAAAAGACUUAUAAUAUAUAGAAUUAUUAUUUUGCUAUUUAGUAUGAAAUAUAUGUAAGACAUGUAUUUUGUAAAUGAUUCUGCUAUUAUGAGAAUUUCUAUGAUUUAGUAUCAAAUGUGACCGAAGUUGACAUGUACAAAAGUUUUUGGUUUGUAGUAUGCGAAGAUGGCUUCCAUAAUGUAUAUGAACUAACAUCUUACAUAGCCUCUUUGGAUGAAGGAUUUGAUUACAAACAUCAAAAAUAUUUGCGUCGUUAUUGUUUCUGUUUGAUACAUCUCUGCAUGGACACUGCAAGAUAAUGCAUAGUCCAGUUUUACUGUGUUCUGUAAUUUUCUUUCACUUUGCUAGACAUGAUGUUUGUACCUUGUUUGUUUGCAAAGCAAAUCUACCAAUAAAGUCUUCUCAAAACUU
Molecule: messenger RNA, 10193 nt
Organism: Branchiostoma floridae (Florida lancelet)
Lineage: Eukaryota; Metazoa; Chordata; Leptocardii; Amphioxiformes; Branchiostomatidae
Product: double-stranded RNA-specific adenosine deaminase-like
Exons: 13
Coding region: 47-3544 (1165 amino acids)
Biological process (GO): RNA processing; adenosine to inosine editing
Cellular component (GO): nucleolus; cytoplasm
Molecular function (GO): double-stranded RNA adenosine deaminase activity; double-stranded RNA binding; tRNA-specific adenosine deaminase activity
Source: RefSeq, a predicted model, not a curated record